AUGGGUCCUGUAACUGGAGGCACGAAUGUUACACUAAAGGGCCAGAAUUUCGUAGCUGGACCCCGUCUUGUGUGCAUUUUUGGCUUUCAAGAAGCUACAGCUAUUUACGUAAAUGUUACAACUGCGUGGUGCAUCGCUCCGCCGCAACAACAACCUACCACAAUGUAUAUCAACCUCAAAGCUUUCAGUCCUGAGACGCCAGGACAAGAUUUUACAUCGGAAUCUCAAGCUGUCUACAAGUACUAUCCGCAGCUCGAGUUUCUUGCAAUGUACCCCAGUGAAGUCGAAAUGAACCAAUACGAGUGGUUGUUCCUGGCCAUUUCUACUGUGAUGAGUGCUUAA
Molecule: messenger RNA, 342 nt
Organism: Phytophthora nicotianae INRA-310
Lineage: Eukaryota; Oomycota; Peronosporomycetes; Peronosporales; Peronosporaceae
Exons: 2
Coding region: 1-342 (113 amino acids)
Source: RefSeq, a predicted model, not a curated record